GUAAUCAUUGGCAAAAAAAAAAGGUUAAACCAACAUUGUUUAAGCCUGUCCAGGCUUAUCAGCCAUGUGGUGCUACAGGUGCUACCAGUUUCUAUUUGACUAAAAUAACUUGGCUAAUCUGUCACGGUUAGCGGGUGGCAGGCAGGACCCAAUCGCAGACAGUUCAGGUAAAAGGAUAAUUAACUCAAAAGGCAAGGAACACGGGUGACGCGGGAACACCGGGAACAAAGAUGGAUCACUUGGGGUUCAAACCCCUGUCCAGGGUGGCCGUCUGCGGUGGCACCCAUGGAAAUGAGAUGAGUGGGGUGUACCUCUUGAAGGAGCUGCAGGUGUCCCAGCCGGAGAGGGUCAGGUCGUUCUCGCUGAGCACCCUGCUGGUGAACCCGCGGGCCGUGGACGCGUGCAGGAGAUACACAGAGAAGGACAUGAACCGCUGCUUCACCGACGCCCUGCUCAGUGCCCCGACAACGGCGACCACCCCGUACGAGGUGACGCGGGCCCAGGAGGUGAACGGCCAGCUUGGGCCGAAGGGCAGCGAGAAGGCCGUAGAUCUGAUCUGUGAUCUGCACAACACCACCGCCAACAUGGGCCUCUGCAUCAUAACUCACGUCUCCGAUUGGCUAGGCCUGCACCUCUUCAAGUACUUGCAGGAGAAAAUAACAUCAGCCCCCGUGAGGUUAAUUCUAUUAAAGAGCCCCUUCUCAGAGGUGUACUCCUUGGAAUCCGUGGGCAAACAUGGCUUCACGUUAGAGGUGGGACCCCAGCCUCAAGGGGUCCUACGGGCCGACAUCUACAACCUGAUGAGAGAGGGGGUGAACCGUGCCCUGGAGUGGGUUGAGAGUUUCAACUCUGGGACUGUGUUUGAAGGGGGCGAGGUUGAAGCAUACAUUGACGUGGAUACGAAAGACUAUCCCAGAGAUCCCAAGACCCAAGAGCUGACUGCUGCCAUCCAUCCCCAACUACAGGACAACGACUUCUGCCUGCUGAAGCCCGGAGACCCGGCGUUCGUGUCCCUCUCUGGCGAGACCAUCUGCUACGAGGGAGAAGCGCUGUACCCUUUCUUCGUGAACGAAGGAGCCUACUAUGAGCAGAACACAGCCUUCAAGCUGGCGCAGAGGGAGACCCUGCUCUUACCGGCCGUCAGUGUGAAGAAGCCACAAUAACAGAGAACUUUAAAACCACAACUGAUUGAGGAGGACACUAUUCAUCUAUAUAAUCAUAUAUAUAUAUACAUAUAUAAUAGAUUUGAAUAAUCAUAGAUUUUUAUAACAAUAUGUCUUAAUUAUAAUGAGAAUUAAAAUAAGGUUUAUUUAGGAGAGAAACUCGCUGAAGCGAGGGCCAAUGUGUUCAGUAAUCUCUAAACUACUAGAACCCCAAGGAGUGGCUCCUCUUCCACGGAGCCCAACAUGUUGCACCGCCUUGUUUCUACAGAAGCCAACAGCGGAUCAAGAGAGAACCGUCUGUUCUUUUCUACUGUUUAUCUAAAUACAGCAUAUACAGGUAUCUACGGACCUCUACUGCUUAGUAUCUCCACUAUAUAUCUGUAUAGAUAUACAGAUAUAUAGAUGGAUAGAUUAGCAACCUUAAUGCUAGAUGCCACUCAAUCCUAGACACUGCACCUUUUAAAGAGAUGUUUUAAGAAACAAUAUUGCUCAUUGUCAAAAGUUUUCACACAAUGAAUUGUAUUCUUUAACUUCUUUAUUUUUUAAAUUUGUUAUAAAUGAACUAUUUCUGAAGAGAAACAACAGAGCACCAUUGGUCUUUCUGCUACAUUAGAUUGAGUCAAGCAAGUCAACAAUAGGGGUUGGUUUACACAGCUGCAAGCAAGUAGGAUUUGGCCAGAUAUAGGGUUCACUAAAGGGACCUUAUGCACAACCGAAAUUAUUGCAAAAUGCAAUAAUCGUGUGAUACAAUAACGUCCCCAUUUGAUUCCAUGGGAUUGGAACUCCUACCUUCAUUUAUUACACCUUUGUUGUAUCCUCCACAAAAUACUGUGUAAGAAAAGGACCAACACAGACCCUUUCACGCAAAGCUUAUAAAGGAAAGUAAUAAAACAGUGAAAGUGAAUAGAAUAACUACAAAGAAAGUGACAUUAAAGUACCCUGUACAAAGGAAUAAAUAGUAUGGUCAAAUCAGA
Messenger RNA from Gadus morhua (Atlantic cod), 2137 nucleotides. Its product is annotated as N-acyl-aromatic-L-amino acid amidohydrolase (carboxylate-forming) A. The transcript has 7 exons. NCBI's taxonomy places the organism in Eukaryota, Metazoa, Chordata, Actinopteri, Gadiformes, Gadidae. Gene Ontology annotation, cellular component: cytosol. Gene Ontology annotation, molecular function: hydrolase activity, acting on ester bonds; aminoacylase activity. The record is from RefSeq and is a predicted model, not a curated record. The coding region runs from base 231 to 1163 and encodes 310 amino acids.